AUGCCAACCACAUCCGUCGUUCAAGGCUUUAAUACGCUUCUGAAAGUGUUGCAGGGCAAUAGUCUUGAAAACAUUCGCGACGGCGUGGCGCACGCGCGGAUCGACCUUCCAAUUCCGGAAAAUGGUCGAAGCUUCUACGAGGAAUGUCUGGAGCACAUGGGACUGCGCGACUGCGUGGAGGAUGGGCAGGUGCUGUGUGGAACCCUAUAA
Aspergillus pseudoviridinutans is the source of this 210-nucleotide messenger RNA. RefSeq lists its product as uncharacterized. Bases 1 to 210 code for a protein of 69 amino acids. Lineage: Eukaryota; Fungi; Ascomycota; Eurotiomycetes; Eurotiales; Aspergillaceae. The transcript has a single exon. The record is from RefSeq and is a predicted model, not a curated record.